Oreochromis niloticus (Nile tilapia) is the source of this 2553-nucleotide messenger RNA. It is a transcript of the gene mfng, whose product is annotated as MFNG O-fucosylpeptide 3-beta-N-acetylglucosaminyltransferase. The transcript is spliced from 8 exons. The record is from RefSeq and is a predicted model, not a curated record. Bases 378 to 1451 code for a protein of 357 amino acids. Gene Ontology annotation, molecular function: glycosyltransferase activity. NCBI's taxonomy places the organism in Eukaryota, Metazoa, Chordata, Actinopteri, Cichliformes, Cichlidae. Gene Ontology annotation, cellular component: membrane.
ACAGCGCAGAACUGCAAGUGGAAAGUCAAAUACAUCUUUGCGCUUCUGGCUUUUUGCACAAAAUGAGAGGAAAUGCGAGUUUUUGCCUAUAUGAUCACAGCAGACACGAGUUUAGACCCUGAUCGUGUGUGUGACUGACACGACUCUGAUACUGAAGCUGCACAUGUGAGAAUUAUCAGUUAAUUGGGCCAUUCAGGAACUGUGACGAAAUCAUUAAAAAAGGAGGAAGACGAAGAAGUGAUGGAGGACCCGCUACGAAAUUAACCCAGAACUUACAAAAGAUGACGUUGAUUUUAAAUAAGGGCGCUAAGAGCACGUUUUAAAUGACUUACAACAUUUAACUGGGAUUUUUUUUUAUUUAUUUAUUUUGCUUUACCAUGCGUAACAGAUGGAUACGCCGGAGGUUGCUUUUCUUAAUUUUCACCUUCUUCAUCAUACUCUACGUGGAUUUUCAGCUUCGAACCAGCAGCCUUCCCAAAGUUAUAGUUUGUUACCAGGUAUCACCAGCGAUCCACCACCGGAUCACCCAGCAGGCUGCCUUCCUGGUCAAGGACGCGCAGAACCCGGCGAAAAGUACCAGAAGCAGCGGCGAAACAGCAUUGGCCGACGGAGGUCGCUCGGUGCCCGAGGACGCACAUGUCAGCCAGCCCGAACUGAAGGUGGAGGACAUCUACAUAGCUGUGAAAACCACCGGGAGGUUCCACAAGACGCGCCUCGCGCUUCUUUUGGAGACCUGGAUCUCCAGAACCAAAGCGCACACGUUCAUUUUCACAGACACAGAGGAUGUGGACCUAACUUCAGAAGGUUAUAACAUGGUGGUAACAGACUGCCAGUCCGAUCACAGUCAGCAGGCUCUGUCCUGCAAGAUGUCUGCAGAGUACGACGGUUUCAUGGCCUCAAACAAGAGGUGGUUUUGUCAUGUGGACGAUGAUAACUAUGUCAACCCAGAAGCUCUCCUCUCCCUGCUGUCAGCCUUCCCCCAGGAAGGUGACAUCUACGUGGGCAAGCCGAGCCUGGACAAGCCCAUCACUGCUCAUGAACUGCUGGAGGGCAACGCAACGAGGGAGGUGCGGUUCUGGUUUGCAACAGGUGGAGCAGGCUUCUGCCUGAGCCGAAGACUGGCAGAGAAGAUGGCUCCGUGGGCCAGUGGCUCCCAGUUCGUGAGAACCUCAGCUAAGAUCCGUCUUCCUGAUGACUGCACCGUGGGCUUUAUUGUGGAGAAGCGACUGGGAAUCUCCAUGGUCCACUGUCCUUUAUUCCACUCACACCUGGAAAACCUGCUGCUCAUCAGCCAGAGAAGCAUACCACAGCAGGUGACACUGAGCUAUGGGAUAUUCGAGAAUAAGAUGAACAGCAUCGAGGUAAAAGGGAGCUUCUCGAAGGAGGACGAUCCCUCCAGGUUUAAGACUGUCCACUGCAUCCUGUAUCCCCUCACCAGCUGGUGUCCAUGAGUACCCCCUAAAGACGACAACAUCCAAACACCUGAGACAAAGCUGGUAUCCAGGUGGAUGUAGUAUUUUACCUUUACCUGCAGAAAAAUGGACCGAUUCAUUUUGAUGGAGCAAUUCUGGAAGCAGAAGGAAUAACGGUGAAUCGGACUUAGCUGUGUUCCACAACGGCUCGCCUUCCAGUGAUCAACACAGACUGUAAAAGAGGGAUCUAGACAUCAUCUGUUUUUGGACUCCCAUUCCAAAGCCAUGAUUUAAUGUUUGGCCAUUGCUGUGUUCGUCUUUUAUAGUCAGAAGAGAAGAGGGUGAAACUCAGAAAUUAGACGCUAAUGUAGCAAGCUUAGUUAGCAAGGCUGGUCCACUGAGUCUAUAGCUGAGCUGCAUAGACACGGAUACUGGUUAUCUAGUGUUAAGUAACAUACAGAUGAAAUACUAAAUUUUCCCUCAGCAAAAAUGUCCUGGAUUUAUUGAACCACAAAGCAUCUUAUAUGUAAGGUAACUGCAAUUAAAAUGCUACAAGAGGCACUAUUGCCACAAAUACAGGUGAAGGGUCAUCGAAUCAAAUUAGCUGAUGUGAAGUCUUGGAGACAGCUAGUUGCAUAGCUGUCAGUUAUUAAUGAGUGGAUGCUCCUGAUAGGACAAAUGUUAAGCCUUAAAAAAUUUAAAAUGAUGCGCUAGAUAAAAAUUCCACUGCAAAGCAGUUGUUAUACAUGGGAAAAGUAACUCUAGGCACAAAAACUUUCCUUGUUCAAGGCUGUAAACCUGUUUAUUUGUGGUAUUUUAACAUGCACGAUUUAUGGGGACGGUAUUUUUUCGAGCCAGUUUUUCAGCUUCUUUUUGCACAGCGCAGUGGUUUCAUUUUCAGAUGUCAUCUGGUGUCAGCACCAGCUGUUAUGCACUCAAAACUUUGGCUUUAGAAAAAUGUAUGAAAUACAAAAUGUAUUUUUCUACUUUAAAUCUGUGUAAAAUGUUCAAAUGAAAUUGUUACAUGAAAUGAAAUGAAUUUUCUGUGACAAAUGAGCACUUAAGAUGAUUUUGGCUGUUGUGUGUGCUGAGAUCUUUUGCUGGCAAGUGGGAAAAAUUAAAAUGUUUUAGACUCACUGUG